AUAGACCAAAAAGUCCGACAGAAAUAAUGCAAAUCCUUUCGCAUUUCUCCUCUAAGGCCUCACUCUCUUUACUUCCCCUUCCUCGCCUCUCUCUCUCCACCGCCCUCUACUUCCGCCGUCGCCCUUCAAAAUUUCAAUUUUGCCCCUCCAAGCACUUUCAAUUUCCCAGGUUGCCCCACCUCGUAUGCAACCUCAGCUCCGGCACCAGCCAGCAAGUUCCCAUGGACUCACCCCCACCGGAGGCCACCUUGUCGGUCGACUCCCUAACGCACGAUUUGCAGAAUCAGAGCUUGACCUCCGACGGCCACGAUCAAGUGAAUAAUAAAAGUGAAAAUAAUGGUGUAAAUAACACUCACGCGGUUAGGUUGAAGCUUGAAGAUCUGAAUUGGGACAACUCGUUUGUAAGAGAGUUGCCUGGUGAUCCCCGGACUGAUACGAUUCCACGAGAGGUGUUGCAUGCUUGUUAUACGAAAGUAUCCCCGUCAGCUGAAGUUGAGAAUCCUCAGCUCGUUGCCUGGUCAGAAUCAGUUUCCAAGUUGCUUGAAUUGGAUCCUGAUGAAUUUGGAAGGCCAGAUUUCCCUCUUUUAUUCUCUGGGGCAUCUCCUCUAGUGGGAUCGUUGCCCUACGCUCAAUGCUAUGGUGGACAUCAAUUCGGAAUGUGGGCUGGACAGUUGGGAGAUGGUCGGGCUAUUGCUCUUGGGGAGGUUCUUAAUUCUAAAUCUGAACGGUGGGAACUGCAGCUUAAAGGUGCUGGGAAGACUCCUUACAGUCGGUUUGCAGAUGGCCUUGCUGUGCUUCGUAGUAGCGUUCGGGAAUUCCUUUGCAGUGAAGCGAUGCAUAAUCUUGGAAUUCCAACAACUCGAGCUCUCUGUCUUGUGACAACAGGAAAACAUGUCACACGCGACAUGUUCUAUGAUGGCAAUCCGAAAGAGGAACCUGGUGCAAUUGUUUGCAGGGUUUCUCCAUCCUUUCUGCGUUUUGGAUCAUACCAAAUACAUGCCUCCAGAGAAAAAGAGGACCUUGCAAUUGUUCGAACUCUUGCAGACUAUGCCAUUAGGCAUCACUUUCCUCACAUAGAGAACAUGAGUAGAAGUGAGAGUUUAUCUUUCAACACAGGAAACGAAGAACAUUCAGUUGUUGAUCUGACAUCUAACAAAUAUGCAGCUUGGGCAGUAGAGGUUGCUGAGCGCACUGCUUCCUUGGUUGCCAAAUGGCAGGGGGUUGGUUUUACUCAUGGUGUGUUGAACACUGACAAUAUGAGCAUUUUGGGUCUUACCAUUGAUUACGGUCCUUUUGGUUUUCUGGAUGCAUUUGAUCCAAGUUACACUCCGAAUACCACGGAUCUUCCUGGGAGGAGGUAUUGUUUUGCAAAUCAGCCUGAUAUUGGCUUAUGGAAUAUUGCACAAUUCACUAGAACUCUGUCAGCUGCCCAGUUGAUAGAUGAUAAGGAAGCAAAUUAUGCAAUGGAAAGAUAUGGAACCAGAUUCAUGGAUGACUAUCAAGCUAUAAUGACCAAGAAACUUGGUCUUCCCAAGUACAUCAAACAGCUGAUCAGUAAACUUUUAAAUAAUAUGGCUGUCGACAAAGUGGAUUACACAAAUUUUUUUCGGUUGCUAUCCAAUAUCAAAGCUGAUCCCAGCAUUCCAGAAGAGGAGUUGUUGAACCCACUAAAGGCUGUUCUAUUAGAUAUUGGGCAGGAGCGGAAGGAGGCAUGGAUCAGCUGGGUGAAAAUCUAUAUAGAGGAGCUGGCCGCUAGCGGCAUCCCAGAUGAGGAGAGGAAGGCAUCAAUGAAUGCAGUGAACCCUAAGUAUAUUCUCAGAAACUAUUUAUGCCAGAGUGCCAUUGAUGCGGCUGAACAAGGUGAUUUUGGAGAGGUUCAGAGGGUGCUUAAAGUAAUGGAACGGCCAUAUGAUGAGCAACCGGGAAUGGAAAAAUACGCUCGCUUGCCCCCAGCGUGGGCUUAUAGGCCUGGAGUUUGCAUGCUUUCAUGCUCUUCAUGAUUUGUUUAUGCAAACAAACAUAAUGUUAUAUAGAUGGCAAAAAGAGAUUUUUGUUUCCUUGACAGUUUAUCUUUGGGCAUAGUAAGUUGUCGUAUAUAAUAGUCAAAUUCAAUUUUUUUUUUCUCUUUUCUUUUUCCUCUGACAAUGAAAUAAAGUGGCAAUGUUGUAUGAUUCUUGUUUUCUAUUCAA
Prunus avium (sweet cherry) is the source of this 2189-nucleotide messenger RNA. RefSeq names its product selenoprotein O. The record is from RefSeq and is a predicted model, not a curated record. Gene Ontology annotation, molecular function: AMPylase activity. Gene Ontology annotation, biological process: protein adenylylation. NCBI's taxonomy places the organism in Eukaryota, Viridiplantae, Streptophyta, Magnoliopsida, Rosales, Rosaceae. Gene Ontology annotation, cellular component: chloroplast thylakoid.